This is a messenger RNA of Fraxinus pennsylvanica, 813 nucleotides long. The record is from the annotation of a GenBank genome assembly. Lineage: Eukaryota; Viridiplantae; Streptophyta; Magnoliopsida; Lamiales; Oleaceae.
AUGGGUGAAAGUAAGCAAGGAGUUAUGGUGAUGGAAAUUCCAACGAAGGCCGGCGGAAUUAUGGGCCAGGGAGAGCAGAAUCCAAUUGCAGUUGUGCAGGCCAAGUUCAAGGAACUGGAGAGUGUAUUCAAAGGGUGGUUGGCCAAGCAGUCGUUACCUGUGGAGGCCGCCGUCGUCACCACCACCAGCGCCGCCCAGGGUGCCGCCAUCGGAGCCUUCAUGGGAACUUUGACUGGUGACUCUACCUCCCUGUUUACGCCUCCGACUGAGGGUGUUAACUUGAACCCGGAAGCCAUGGCGUCUCUUAAACAAGCCCAGGCUCUUGCAGGAGGUCCAUUGAUACAAGCUCGCAAUUUUGCUGUCAUGACGGGUGUCAAUGCUGGCAUUUCGUGUGUCAUGAGAAGAUUGAGAGGCAAGGAGGAUGUUCAGUCUAGUAUGGUUGCAGCUUUUGGUUCUGGGGCCAUGUUUUCAUUAGUUACUGGGAUGGGUGGACCAAAUCAGGCAGCAAAUGCUGUUACUUCUGGUCUUUUCUUUGCACUCGUUCAAGGUGGACUUUUCCAGCUGGGACAGAAGUUCUCUCAACCACCAACUGAAGAUGUGAACUAUUUGAAAACAAGAUCCAUGCUGGGAUGCCUUGGCCUGCAGAACUAUGAGAAAAAUUUUAAGAAAGGAUUGUUGACUGACAACACUUUGCCAUUGCUAAAUGAUAGUGCUCUCAGAGAUGUGAAAAUACCUCCUGGACCAAGACUUCUUAUUCUUGAUCAUAUAGAGAGGGAUCCAGAGCUGAAAGAGAGGCGAAGAGGUAGCCAUUGA